Messenger RNA from Funneliformis mosseae, 644 nucleotides. Lineage: Eukaryota; Fungi; Glomeromycota; Glomeromycetes; Glomerales; Glomeraceae. The record is from the annotation of a GenBank genome assembly.
AUGAAAUUCAAUUUACUCUUCACUACCGCUUUCAUCGCUCUCUUCUCUAAUGGCGUGAUUGCUCAAACCCUAAACACCCCACCUGGUGAUGCCAUUAAAAGUCCAGGACCAGCUCAAAUCUGCGCUCAAAAUCGAGCUUUCGCACCUGCUGAUGGUACCCAGAAUAAGAAUAACAAUGCAAAAGUUUGUGUUAGCACUGUUAUCGGACAACUUCCUGCCGUCAACAAGAUGGUUUCAUCCUUAAUCAUUAAACCAAAGAAUGGUGCAAUGAUCAAGAGAAAUACACCAAUCGAAUUUGCGGUCAAAUCGAUUAACCUUGAUACCGGUUUCUUCUCUGAUCCAAACUUUGAUUAUUACGAUAACCCACAAACGCUUAACAACAACGGAGUCAUCCAAGGACAUAAUCACGUCACCGUUCAAAAACUUAAUGGAAAUCAAGUUCCUGAUGCUAGAAUCUUCGCUUUCUUCAAAGGUUUAAAUGACGUUGCAAAGAAUGGUGUUUUGGUACAACAAAUUGAAAACGGUCUUCCCGAACCAGGUCUUUACCGUAUUUGCACAAUGUCUUCUUCAUUCACUCAUCAAGCAGUUAUUAUGCCUGUUGCUCAAAGAGGCGCCCAAGACGACUGCAUAAGAAUAACUAUCAU